Molecule: messenger RNA, 519 nt
Organism: Aspergillus niger
Lineage: Eukaryota; Fungi; Ascomycota; Eurotiomycetes; Eurotiales; Aspergillaceae
Exons: 6
Coding region: 1-519 (172 amino acids)
Source: RefSeq, a predicted model, not a curated record
AUGGAACUUGGUUCGAAUGCAACCUUUCAACAUAGCAGCCGACCUUCCUUGAAGAUAGCGCAACCCGUCCGUUCAUCUCGUGACGGUACACCGAAGAUCGUGCCACGCGGCCACAGGCGGAUAGAGGCCGAUGGGUUAUGCUACGCGGUUGAAUCAAAUCACCUCAAAGUGGGAAGGCUAUUGUUUCCAGGCCCUAAACAUGAGAUAUUCCAAAGAGGUGUCGCAACUGAUAUGGCAGUUGCCUGCACGCCUGUAUCCUCUGUCUUUGGUCCCCACCACUUGUCACUUCCCACCCCGUCUCUCCUUACGUCCUGUAGGCCUACAUGUCCCUAUUAUAUGUCGGGGUCAGUGGAUGAAGUUAACCUGUAUGGUCUUCUUCCCGAUGCAGCACAUAUGCAGCAUGAAAUAGCAGCACUAAACAUUAUUGCAUACGGUGGCCCGAUUUAUUCGCUCUACACAUUGAAAGACCACACCCCUGGAGGCAAGGUAACCUGCCCCGUAGUCUUUCCCCUAGCUUGA